UUGAUCCGAAACACCAGUCAGACGACAGACUGUGGGGCCAUAUUGGGGGCUUUUUCCGUGUCCCCGAGUGAACUUCCUGCCGAGAACAGCGAACAUCACCAUGGCUGAAAGCAUGACUCUGUAUUGGUGCUCCGGCUCUCCGCCUUGCUGGAGGGUCAUGAUCACUCUGGAGGAGAAGAACCUGCAGGGAUACAACCAGAAGCUGCUCUCCUUCGAGAAAAACGAGCAAAAGUCCGAGGAGGUGUUGGCUCUGAACCCGCGCGGACAGUUCCCCACUUUCAAACAUGGAGACAUCAUCGUGAACGAGUCCUUUGCAGCCUGUCUUUACUUGGAGAGCCAAUUUGAGUCCCAGGGAACCAGACUGAUCCCAGAGAACCCCAAAGAACAAGCACUGAUGUACCAGCGCAUGUUGGAGGGUCUCAACUGCUACGACAAACUCAAUUGGGUCAUCUACUACGAGUUGAUGGUCCCUGAAGAUGAGAGACAUGAGUCUGCUCUGAAAAGACACAGGGAAGCUCUGACCACUGAACUGAAACUCUGGGAGGGUUACCUGCAAAAUGUGGCUGAGGGCUCCUACCUUGCAGGAGACUUCUCCUUAGCCGAUGUGGUUGGAUUUCCAAACGUCGCAUUGGUUGUUUUUUUCGGGCUGUCAGCUGAACGUUACCCCAAACUGACCGAAUACUACAACCUGCUGAAGGACAGACCCAGCAUCAAAACCACCUGGCCGCCGCACUGGUUGGAAAGCGAGCAGGGACCUGAGGUCCUGAAGGACAUCUGAAAGAUUCUAAAAGAGUCUCUGUCCAAAUUAAUACAUUGAGCACAUGCUCAUACUGUGAUUGGAGGCUAUUACUGAAUUACUAUUGAGAGUUUAGCUUGCAUACCUAUCGUUGUUUUUUACACAAGGGCCUGAGUUCAAACAUAUACUAAUCGAACAUGUAAAGAGUCAGUUAUUAACACGUUCACUUCAAUGCACAGUAUUGGCUCUUCAGUAAAAAAAAUGUUGCCGAACCUGAAACAUGAUUUGUUGAUGCAAAGAUUUGUUGGUAAAGUGAGGAGAUCAACACGAAGUCGAGUCUCAAGUUCAGAAUAAACAUGAAGGAAAGCACACAUAGUUUAGUUGAGUUAAAAACUGCAUAUAUAUUCACACCAACUGUAAUAUAACACAAUAAAAACACGUUGAAUGUUUAAUUGUUUGCAAAUGGUUGGAGUUAAUGGAAAAGUGAAAUAGGGGUAGGCAUACUAGAUGUAAUAUCCACAUGUUAGAGAAAUAAAAUCAUUCAUUCAAUAGAAUAGCAAGAUGUGUGCAGAGAACGAAAUCAAACUGCAAUUUAACAUGACAUUUUGACCAGGAGGAUUUAAAUACAGGAAUGAAGAAAUUAGCAUUUUGUUGAUGAGGUUUGAUGAAAAAAAAGAAAGAAAGUUGUUUUUUCUUGUUGUCGUUUCCUGUGUUUUCUCUUCUUCAAGCCUUGAAGGAAGGUCCCUUGUGAAUGUUCUGGGGGUGCUGUGUGGAGGAAAGCUUGUUAUAGGUCAAUUUGCUAGUAUAGGUCAAAACUAGUUUCGGUCAAUUUGAAGGAACCCCAUUUAAUUUCUUUCUUAAUCAGUUUGCUGAUAUCAUUUACCUUAUUGCACAUUGUAGUUCAUUUACUUCUCUUCAUUCCCUUGUAAGAUAUCACUAAUUGAUUAAUGUCUGUGCCUGUUUGUAGAUGCUCUUUCUAUAUUACUCUAUUUUAUUCUGUUGGGAGCUUAUAUUCUUCAAAAUAAAAGGUAGAAAAUA
Messenger RNA from Salarias fasciatus (jewelled blenny), 1774 nucleotides. Its product is annotated as glutathione S-transferase A-like. The transcript is spliced from 6 exons. Gene Ontology annotation, molecular function: maleylacetoacetate isomerase activity; glutathione transferase activity. Lineage: Eukaryota; Metazoa; Chordata; Actinopteri; Blenniiformes; Blenniidae. Gene Ontology annotation, cellular component: mitochondrion. Bases 101 to 778 code for a protein of 225 amino acids. The record is from RefSeq and is a predicted model, not a curated record. Gene Ontology annotation, biological process: L-phenylalanine catabolic process; glutathione metabolic process.